Nipponia nippon (crested ibis) is the source of this 678-nucleotide messenger RNA. Lineage: Eukaryota; Metazoa; Chordata; Aves; Pelecaniformes; Threskiornithidae. The record is from RefSeq and is a predicted model, not a curated record.
AUGAGCUUGCUAUAUAGUGAUAACAGUUGUGGAGUCCGAGACUUGGAAAGCGGCUGCUGUGCAGCCAUGGCCAGUGCCUGCAGCGUUGGGGCGAAAGAAGACAGCGUAAGCGUCAGCAGUGGGACUGGAAACCCUCCAAGUUCUUUCACAGAGGAAACACAAGGAUAUGAUGUGGAGUUUGAUCCACCCUUGGAAAGUAAAUAUGAAUGUCCAAUCUGUUUGAUGGCUCUUCGGGAAGCAGUGCAGACACCAUGUGGACACCGUUUCUGCAAAGGCUGCAUUGUCAAAUCAAUAAGAGAUGCAGGUCACAAAUGUCCAGUAGACAAUGAAAUUCUGCUUGAAAAUCAACUUUUUCCUGACAACUUCGCUAAACGGGAAAUCCUUUCAUUAAUGGUUAAGUGUCCCAACAAGGGCUGCAGUAUGAAGAUGGAGCUGAGACAUUUAGAGGACCACCAGUUGCAGUGCGAUUUUUGCACAGUGGAAUGCCCACAGUGCCAAGGAGCCUUCCAGAAGAACCAUCUGAAAGAGCAUAUGACACAGGAGUGUCCGAGGCGUCAAGUCUGUUGUCCAAACUGUGCCACAUCUAUGGCCUAUGAAGAUAAAGAGCUUCAUGACCAAACCUGCCCACUCGCCAAUGUAUUUUGUGAAUAUUGCAACACAGUGCUCAUCAGAGAGCAG